Messenger RNA from Paramisgurnus dabryanus, 1929 nucleotides. RefSeq lists its product as uncharacterized. Lineage: Eukaryota; Metazoa; Chordata; Actinopteri; Cypriniformes; Cobitidae. The record is from RefSeq and is a predicted model, not a curated record.
GUUUGUAUUUUACAAUGUAAACAAGAGUCAGAAUGUAAGAGAUAGUGCGCAUCUCAUCCAGACAGAUUUGAGUAUAAGCAGCAGUACAAAACGGCAACAUGAACAAACUUCUAGCUGUCAUAAGUUUAACAGCAUUUCUCUGUUAUGGUGUGCAGAGUUCUGCCUUAUCAGAAAGAGAGUUAAAACGGCAAAUCAUCAACUCUGGGAUUGCGGUGUUUAUAGACAUACUGGAAAAAGUCAAAAAUGUUACAGAGGAAAUAGUAAGAGAAAAUCAGUUUAAAAAAUCCAGGAUUGCGGUCCAAGAGCACUGGAAAGACUUAAGACAGACUGUUAAACAAAUCAAUGAUAUUGACAAAGAGAAAGAGGGUUUACAACACCUAAAGCUUUCGUUGUCUGCGGGUAGAACAUCCGUAACAAUGACCAGAGAGAUCACUGAGAAACUUAUUCGCCCAUACAUACACAUUUAUGAUGAAACGUUUAAAAGCGAGACCAUGGCUGGCAUCUGGAGAGAUGUGGAGUCAGAGUAUCUUCAAGGAGCCCCACCGAUAUCCAAUAAACCCUUGAAUCUCUUGAGUUACCUUCUAGCCAAGACGAUUGUAAAAUCUGGGAUGGUGGAUGCCGUCAAAGGUGGAGUAAAUAUUGUUUUAGAAGUUGGAAAAAUCGAUCUUAUCCAAUUUCAUGAGGAAUUGGAGCUGCUUAUGAAUCAGGUUGGAGAGAAGGCUGCUGACAUUUCAACCUUAGAAAGGCAAAAAGAGGAAAAUGAUUUUCUUGUAUCAUUAAGAACUGCAUCCGGAUUGAUUGUCUUUUACUGGGAUCAGAUUUUGGAACACACAGAAAGUUUGUCAUUCCAUAAGAAAUACUUAGACUCUAGGAAGCGAUGGGUGGAGCUAACGCAGUUGAAAAAUUCAAGUGAAAAGUAUCAUGUGCUUAUAAACCCCAAAACAAAGCAUGAAAUUUUGGAAUGGACUGACAGAACAUUUGGUAAAUUAUUUGAAGCCAUGGCCCUGAAAUAUUAUAAACAUGGAAAUGAACUGUUUGGUCACGACAGAUUUAAUCAAUCUAACUGGGCCUUUGACAAGAUCGCUACUGUUUAUGGUCUCCCCGUUUAUGAAAAACUGACUGAAAGUGGUUUUGGGAUUUCAGAGCUCAACAGACUUCUUCACAGAAUAAACACUGCAAUUAUCAUUCUGGAAGGCAAUGAACGUUAUUCAAGCCAGACCUUUACAGAACAAGUUAUUCAUAACCUUCUGUCAAUAAUUAGUUUACUUAUUGAACAUGAGAAAGAAAAAGGCACAGACGAUGACAUAUUACUGCCUAUGAAAGUGAUCAAGAGAAUGAUAUUUGAACUCUGGGACUUUUUUCUACCCAAGUUUCACUAUGAACCCCAGGAAUCAGAAAGAGAAUGGAAUCAUAUGAGGAAAAUCUUUAUUAAUGAGUUAAUAAAAAGUGGAGAAUUUACUGAAGAGGAACUUAAAGAAGCACCAAUGAACUUUGUCAAUGCCACUCGUGGGAUACUAGAAAUGUUGAACUUUGGUGACUUGGCUGAAGGGUUCAGUGAAAGGAUCGAUGCAUCGGCAUUAGCCUUUAAAGAAAUGAUUCAUUAUAUAAAUAUGAAACUUAUGGAAACAGAGGACCAUCGGCAAAAGUCAUUUUUUUAGUAACAGCAUUUAUCAUAUGAUCAUUGAGAGUGGUUUUCUCAAAUUAAGAAUAUAAGUAUAAUUAAUGUUAAAUAAAAACUAAUAAAAACUGCUUUACUCUUCCAUAAAAGAAAAACAUUACAGAAAAUGUUUUAAGCUGAAUGUACUUAAUAUAGUGUUCAUAUACAUUAAAUAUUGCUGAAAUAAAACUGUGUUGUGUAGUAAAACGAGCUAAAUGGCAGAUUGCUGACAUUAAAUGCUUUUAUUAGACAACAUAAAAACCCCUUUGAUA